Molecule: messenger RNA, 670 nt
Organism: Astyanax mexicanus (Mexican tetra)
Lineage: Eukaryota; Metazoa; Chordata; Actinopteri; Characiformes; Acestrorhamphidae
Gene: fabp3
Product: fatty acid binding protein 3, muscle and heart
Exons: 4
Coding region: 130-531 (133 amino acids)
Biological process (GO): fatty acid transport
Cellular component (GO): cytosol; nucleus
Molecular function (GO): fatty acid binding
Source: RefSeq, a predicted model, not a curated record
UAAGAUUAGAGUAGCUGUUCUCCGUGCCUCGUUUAUUCUGCCCCCUCCAUCACUCACGCGCUCAUUCUCCCACUCGCUCCGUCCGUCUGCUCAUCUUGCGCUCCUUUGCUUUGCUCUGAAACCGAAAACAUGGCUGAGGCUUUCGUCGGCACGUGGAACCUGAAGGAGAGCAAGAACUUCGACGACUACAUGAAAGCCCUGGGUGUGGGCUUUGCAACACGUCAGGUUGGCAGCAUGACCAAACCCACCACCAUAAUUUCCCUGGAAGGUGAUGUCAUCACGUUAAAGACAGUCAGUACCUUCAAGAACACAGAAAUCAACUUCAAACUGGGAGAAGAGUUCGACGAGACCACAGCAGAUGAUCGUAAAGUCAAGUCUUUGGUGACCGUUGAUGGAGGCAAGAUGGUUCAUGUUCAGAAAUGGGAUGGCAAAGAGACAACACUGGUCAGAGAAGUCGACGGCAACAGUCUUACACUGACACUAACUCUCGGCGAUGUCGUCUGCACACGGCACUACACAAAAGGAGAGUAAAGUGAACCACACAACCCUGUCCUUGGUCCUGUGGAUGCCUUCUCUUUGGUCAAGUACAUUUCCAACAGUUGUCAAUAGUCCUUGUUCCUUUUCUUUGUACCAUACACUCAAAUGGAAAUAAAACUACCUUUACACCCAA